Molecule: messenger RNA, 4833 nt
Organism: Cotesia congregata
Lineage: Eukaryota; Metazoa; Arthropoda; Insecta; Hymenoptera; Braconidae
Source: the annotation of a GenBank genome assembly
AUGUCUGACGAAAUAAAAACUUUGGAUGAAUCCAGAGAAAGUUCAUCAAAUCAAAAUGGAAAUGAAAAUUCACCUUCAAAACGUGUAUUUAUUUUAACAUCUGAAAUGGUAAAACGAUUGGGACUUGAUGAAAAAAUAAAAAUAUUUAAAGAUAAAGUUAAAGUUGACACCAGUAUUAAGUCAGUGUCAGUAGUACAAAUUGAUAAGGAUAAGUCACAAUUGAUAAUACCUAAAACUUCCAAUGAAGAGAGUAAUUCUGAUAUUCAAAAUAAAUCACCAUCUAAUAGUGAAGGAUCAAAUGAUACCAAGGAUGUGAAUUCGGAUGUAUUACCUGAAAGUUCAGGAAAUGAUGUAGAAAAAAAAGAUAAAGAAACUAAUAAAAAAUCAAUUGUUCGUCAUGUGGAAACUCUUGAAAAACCAUUAAUUAUUCGGAGAAGUCCAAGUAAAAAUGGUAUUGUGGUAUUAAAAUCUCCAAAUGUCAGAAAUGAAAAUGAAAAAUUUUUACCAAAAAAUAAGUUAAAAGUUAUUGGAGAUCACAAAAAAGUUGUUAUUAAGCCAUCGGGAGUAAGAAAAUCUGGAGAGUUAGUUCCUAGAGGAUUAGAAAGGACUCUGACUAAUAAAGGUACUGGUACGACAAGUAACAAAACGAAAGUUGCCAACGAUGCUGCAAAUAGUACAGGUGAUGUAAUUUUUGUAGAUGCAAUAAAGUCUAAUAAAAAUGAUUCAUUGCAAGCAUUCAGAAGGCCAACUGUUACUUAUCGUAAAAUCAAUAACAGAAAAAAUUCGAAGAAAGCUGAUGAGUCAAGUGCUAAUUCAAAUCAACCACCUGGGUUAAAAGUUAUAAAAUUGUCAACGAUAAAUUCAAACGCAUCCAGAGACGCUAUUCUCAAUAGCAAAGAUCUAAUUCAACCACCAAUACAAGAAUUUGAAAAAUCAUUACAAGCAGUCAGUGCUGAAAUUGAAGACGUCAGUAGUAAAGAUACAAAUGCUUUAAAAAAUGAAAAUGAUAGUCUAAUUAAGAAGAAAAAACGAAAUCCACCUAAAAAAAAAAAAAUUCAAGUUAUUGAAAUUCUGGAUGACCCUUCACUUCCUAAAAAACGUGGUCGACCCCGAAAAUAUUUCACUAGAGAAUCUAUGGCAAAAUUAACAUCAUUGAAUCCCGAUGAACUGGAAAAUGAAUCUAAUGAAGAAUCAUCAAGUUCAGCUUUAAGUCAAAAUUUAGAUGAUCAGAAUUUAAAUAAAAAAUUGGAAGAUUCCAAUCCAAGCGAAAAUUCGGAAAUUUUAAACGUGAAACGAAAAUCAAUAGCCUCCAGUUUAAUUGAAAAUUCAAAUUUACUAAAUGGGACUAAACAAUUAAAAAUUUCGAAUAUAAAUGGAGAAACAGGAAAUUGUGAUUUAAAUGAAAAGUUGAAAAUUUCUAAUCAAAAUAAUGAAUCAAAUGAUAAAAAACCGAUACUUGAUGAUUCUAAAGAUACUGAAAAAAAUUAUGAGAGUAAUAAUAUUAAAGGUUCUGCGAAAAUUGAAAAUUUUUCAGAAACUAUUAGGCAUAAGAAAGAAGAAGUAGAGGAAAGUGCUGUCGAAACUCCUGUUAAAGUUCCUGUCGUGCGGAAAGGUCGAGGCCGACCCCGAAGAUCAGUUUUGACACCACCAACUUCAAUCGCAAAAGAAGUAGAAACAAAUCAUAUCAAUGAUACUAAUAACAAUGAUAAGGAUGGCGACGAAGAUGAUGAUGACAAUGAUAAUAACGACGACGACGACGACGACGAUGAUGAUGAUGAUGAUGAUGAUGAUGAUAAUGAUAAUGAUAAUGAUAAUGAUGAAGAUUAUUCAACUAGAUCUAAAAGGCGUAAAAGUAAAAGUAUUAAAAAAACAACUGACUGGUAUAUUAAGCCUGACGGUGGGAAAAAAUCAACGAAUCUGGGCAAAAAGAAGAAAAAAGAAAUGAAAAAUGAGGAGGUACAAUGUGGAAAAUGUAAUGAAAAAUUUUUAAAAUCAAGAUGGAGUGGUCAUAAUUUAUCAAAACAUAAUAAUACUGGAUGGUUGAACGGCAGCAAGGAACCAAAUAUCGAGGGUAAUGAAAAACUAUGGAAAAAAGUGCUGGGAAUUGCGAUUAAGAAGAAAAAAGGCUCGCUAAUUUGUGAUAAAUGUAAUGAAGUAAAGCGCAGUGUUUCGGGUUUUAUUUCUCAUUACAAAUUUUGUGGUAAAUCAGAAGAGGAAAAAAUCAAAAUGAUGUGGAUUUGUCCAUUAUGCAAAGGUGUAUUUAUGCCAUCGUCAGUAGAUUUUCACGAACGUACUCAUCGACAAGAAAUGACUGAAGCAGCAAAAAAAUCUGAAGCUGUCACCAUUAAUGAUGAUAUAAUUGACGGUAAAAGAAAACGUAAAGCAGCAGAGAAAGCAACAGGUAAAAUUUUAGAGUUUACUAAAAUUGUCAGAGAUGAACCGCCAGCAAAAAAACGUAAAACUAGUAAAUCAAAACUAGAUGAGUUAAUUGAAAAACCACUGAGUGCUAAAAAACUACCAAAUGUUUGGAAAGGCAAGUGGGCUAAAGAUAUCGCUGCUAAUAGACCAGCAAAAUGUCGUCAACCUAGUUGCACAUUUAGUGCGAACACUUUGGAUGAAAUAUGUGCUCACUUUCGUACGUGUAAUUUUACGCCUCAAACUGAAUAUAUUUGUAAAAUUUGUAAAUUUUUUUCAAAAUUUAAUGAUAUUAUUGUAAGUCAUGUCAAGUCGGUACACUCGGAUAAAUUAAAUUCUGAAGAUUCUGAUUUCGAUGUUAACGAACUUACCGAUGGAAGUGCUGAAAGUGAUCAUAAUAAUUAUGAAGAAUUCAAUGAGGAUGUUGACAAUCCUAAGAAUGAUACAAAAUCUGAUUCGAAAAAAGGUAGAUUGAAAGUAUAUGAUAAGCUUCGUCUGCUCACGCGAGCUAAAUUUUUACGAAAUGCUGAAAAUCUACCACCUAAUUCAUUAAACAUAACAUAUACUCCAUCAAUUAAAUGGACACUCCAAUUUGAGUUGGAUAAUUAUAAAUCAAAAUUGUUUGAAAAUUUAUUACCUAACAAUUUUAAUUUAUUAACAAAUUCUCAAGCUCAAGAUUAUCUUCCCGAGUUGAAAGUUUCUAUGAAAACUAAACAGAUGAAAAAUACUUCUCAAAACUUUGAGUUUGUAAGAAUAAAAAUAAUAAAAGAAGAAAAUUUAACCGAAGAAGAAAAAAGAGACAAAGGAUGGAAAAGUUUUAAGUUGUUUGAAUCCGCAGUUAUUAAUAAUGUGCCAACAUUUUUCGUUGGUGGUCCAGUUUGGGCAUUGGCGUGGUUACCAAUUCCUAUACCAAUGUAUGAUCCAGAAAUCAACCAAUAUCUUGCAGUCAGUACUCACCCUACAAUGGAAAACAAAUACCCCAUAAGUCAGUCUUAUAAAUUUAAAAACAUUAUUCAGAUAUGGAAUAUGGGGCAUUUAGAUCACGUAGCAGCCGCAACUCCAACUCCAAAACUUGCUUACAUAGUUACUCACAACAACGGAACUAUUUGGUGUAUGGAAUGGUGUCCAUCAGGAAGCUACCAUCAUUCUCUAUUGAAAAAUGAUAGCAUAUUUGGAGGAGGAGGAUCCUUGAAAAGAAUGGGACUCCUUGCUACUGCUUCUUCUGAUGGUAACGUUCAUAUUUAUUCUCUUCCAUUUCCAGAAGAAUUAAAUUUCAAUACAAGUGAUGACAAUGAUUUGCCAAUCUAUCAAACGGACCCAGUAGUAACUUUGCACCUCAAUAGACUUCUUAGUCAACAAAAUAAAGCCGAUUGGCAGUGCACAAGUUUGAGUUGGAGUAAAUUAUCUGGUCAUGAUACAAUUGCAGCCGGAUUUUCUAAUGGCUACGUCGCACUAUGGGACUUGAUCAGCAAAUCCCCGUUGUUGAUAACCAAAAAUGUAAACACCAUUCAUAUGAAUGCUUUUCAACAUUUUUAUGCUCAUGGACAUGCUGUUACUUAUGUUGGAAUUGUUCCAGUAAACGGAAAAAACUUUUUAGCAACUACAAGCUUGGAUAGGUGCACAAAAGUUUGGGAUUUAGAGGAUCCUUAUUAUCCUGUUGACAAUGUUAAGAAAGGCGCUGGGACCAAUGGUGCUUGGAUGACACACUGGUUAAAUACUUAUACUUCUUACGACGAUGCUCUUGGUCUGGGUCAUACCGUUUCGUACAUGAUGGCAGUCAGAGAUUCGUCUUCUGGUGUGUUUCCACUCCUACCUACAAAUUCAACAACUUAUGGCCUUGCAGUUUCUGAUUACGCUAAUGGAAUAUGUCAUGGUACUUUAGCUGGUGAUGUAACUGCUAUUUUUCCAUUUCAAUUAUUUUAUAUUAAAGAUAUUGAUAAACUUACUAAAAAAAGAUGGUUAGUUUCGAGUAUUGAACUUGUUGAUUUUGGAGAAAAUACACAAGGUGAAAAUAAUUCGGAAGCAAAUAUUAAUGAUAAUGAACAGGCAAAUGAUGUUAAAAAUAUGCCGGAAACUUAUGAUGCUUGUAAAGAUAGAUUUGGAAUUGUUUAUCAUGAUGAUUUAAAUAAUUAUAAAACUAAUUUGCUUAGAAAAAUAAAUCGACGUAAUCCAGUAAACUCCGAAACCAUGAACACUGUGCCGCUUGAACAAUAUCAAUUUACAUCAGUAAACAGGCUCGCAUGGAAUCAAAAUUCGUGGAGUUAUUUAUGGGUUGCAGCUGGUUAUCAAAAUGGAUUAAUAAGAAUUUUUAAUUUAAAAUCAAUGUCAGUCCAUAAUGCUGUGGGCAAAUUAUUACCUGACCAUGCUAAAUCAAUGAUGCAUAAAUUUAAUAAUGAACAAUCGUCGAGAGAAUCGUGA